AUGUCCAAACCUGUGGACCACGUCAAGCGGCCCAUGAACGCUUUCAUGGUGUGGUCGAGGGCUCAGCGGCGCAAGAUGGCCCAGGAAAACCCCAAGAUGCACAACUCGGAGAUUAGCAAGCGCCUGGGAGCCGAGUGGAAGCUGCUCACGGAGUCGGAGAAGAGGCCGUUCAUCGACGAGGCGAAGCGGCUGCGCGCCAUGCACAUGAAGGAGCACCCCGACUACAAGUACCGGCCGCGGCGCAAGCCUAAGACACUGCUCAAAAAGGACAAGUUCGCCUUUCCUGUGCCGUACGGUCUGGGCGGCGUGGCCGACGCUGAGCACCCGGCACUCAAGGCGGGCGCGGGACUGCACGCGGGCGCCGGCGGCGGCCUGGUGCCGGAGUCGCUGCUCGCCAACCCCGAGAAGGCGGCCGCCGCCGCCGCCGCCGCCGCCGCGCGCGUCUUCUUCCCGCAGUCGGCCGCCGCCGCCGCAGCAGCAGCCGCCGCCGCCGCCGCGGGCAGCCCCUACUCCCUGCUCGACCUGGGCUCCAAGAUGGCAGAGAUCUCCUCGUCGUCGUCUGGCCUCCCGUACGCGUCGUCGCUGGGCUACCCGACCACCGGCGCGGGCGCCUUCCACGGCGCGGCCGCAGCGGCUGCAGCGGCCGCCGCGGCCGCCGGGGGGCACACGCACUCGCACCCCAGCCCGGGCAACCCGGGCUACAUGAUCCCGUGCAACUGCAGCGCCUGGCCUAGCCCGGGGCUGCAGCCGCCGCUAGCCUACAUCCUGCUGCCGGGCAUGGGCAAGCCUCAGCUGGACCCCUACCCCGCGGCCUACGCCGCCGCGCUAUGA
This is a messenger RNA of Molossus molossus (Pallas's mastiff bat), 831 nucleotides long. It is a transcript of the gene SOX21, whose product is annotated as SRY-box transcription factor 21. Bases 1 to 831 code for a protein of 276 amino acids. The record is from RefSeq and is a predicted model, not a curated record. Gene Ontology annotation, molecular function: DNA-binding transcription factor activity, RNA polymerase II-specific; RNA polymerase II cis-regulatory region sequence-specific DNA binding. Gene Ontology annotation, biological process: anatomical structure morphogenesis; regulation of DNA-templated transcription; cell differentiation. The transcript has a single exon. Lineage: Eukaryota; Metazoa; Chordata; Mammalia; Chiroptera; Molossidae.